GGAGGCCCCCUACCUUCCUUCGUUCUCCUUUGGGUCGCGGGAAAUCCCCCCAAAUUGGCGUCGAAAUCGCGCGCAAGAUCCGAUCUUUAUGUGAUUUUAACGUGCCUGUCUUCGAUGCCCACAAGCCCUCCAAAUUUCUCGAGGGGAAAAGCUGAUUCCGGUUGGAAUUUCCUUGUCGAAUGGGAAACACCGGGAGCAGCGGCAACGGCGGCGGUUCCGGCAUUGGAAGUGGUCGGCGGAGGAACUCCAGCCUUCACCACCGCCACCACCAUCACCAUCACCACCCGCUUCCCUUCGGCCCCGCACCUGCUCUGCUCCCCGCGCUACAGCCGCCGGAGGUGACCGCCAACCGCUACGUGUUCGGGGCGGCCACCGCUUACCCGCCGCAGUACCCCAACCCGAACCCCUCUCAGUACUACCAGUACGGGUACUACCCGCCUCCACCACCGACGAUGCCGGUGCCUCUCCCGGCGGCGUUCGACCAUCAACACGGUGGCAGCGGCAGCGCGCCCCACGUAGAGUACCCGGUCCACCACCCGGGGUGGGCGGGUGGCGGGAGGUAUUCGCCGUAUGGCGCCCCGCCCCCUGCUCCUCCGUACGUCGAUCACCACAAGGCCGUCACCAUCAGGAACGACGUCAAUGUGAAGAAGGAGACCCUCAGGGUUGAGCCUGACGACCACAAUACAGGUCGUUUCCUCGUGGCUUUCACCUUCGAUGCCACCGUCGCAGGAAGCAUUACUAUUUUCUUCUUUGCAAAAGAAGAUAUGGACUGUAACCUUACUGCAACAAAGGAGGACUUGCUUAAACCAGUCACAGUGUCCUUUAAGGAAGGUUUGGGUCAGAAGUUCAGGCAACCGUCUGGGACAGGAAUUGAUUUCUCAAUUUUUAACAAGGCCGAGUUGGUGAAAGAGCGGGAACUUGAUAUAUAUCCUCUUGCUGUAAAAGCAGAAGCUUCUCCAUCCAACAAUCAAGGACCAGAACGUGAGAACCAGAAAUUAGGAACUCCGCACUUGCAAAUUACACAGGCUAUGUUUGAGAAGAAAGAGAAUGGUGAGUAUCAUGUUCGUGUGAUGAAGCAGAUCUUGUAUGUGAAUCAAAUCAGAUAUGAGCUGCAGGAAAUCUAUGGCAUCGAGAACUCAGUUGACAAUGAUACUGAUGGGAAUGAUGCAGGAAAAGAAUGCGUGAUUUGUCUUUCUGAACCACAUGAUACCACUGUCCUCCCAUGCAGACACAUGUGCAUGUGCAGCGAAUGUGCAAAGGUUCUUAGGUUCCAGACGAAUCGAUGCCCGAUAUGCAGGCAGCCGGUGGAGCGGCUACUGGAGAUCAAGAUCAACAACAGAGCUGAGCAACGACAAGAGGCAGCACCGUGCUGACCUCACCGAUUUUGGAAAUCGAUUCCACUGUUGAGGCAUUCAUCAGAAAGCUUGUGGUUACGCCAGGAUCCAGAUUGGCAAUAAUGGUCGACAUCUUUUGAACAUGUUGCUGGUUGAAAGAGGAAACCAAGUGUGUAUUAUUCUUGGCAUCUGGUAGCUCCUGAUAAAAAGACUGUGCCAGAGUCGGUAUAUGCCGGUAUGGUUUUACUUCUAUGGUUUCAUGGUAGCUUGUCCUGUGCCAUCGUGGUAUCGAGAUGCUGUAGUGUUGGCAGUAGAUGAUCGAUAUUGUGAUGCGUGGGUAAGAAGUAUAUAUUCCGCAUGUAGACGCGGAAAUGUUGGCAGAUGCAAACUCAUGGCUAAAAAAACAAUGUAAUUGCCUGAGAGAAACUUUGUGCAUCAAUCUUGACUGUAUAUUAAUCUUCUUUAGGCCUGUGACAGAUAAAGCUAGAGAAAUAACAGUUCAGUUUUGUGGAA
Messenger RNA from Musa acuminata subsp. malaccensis (wild Malaysian banana), 1847 nucleotides. Its product is annotated as probable E3 ubiquitin-protein ligase LUL2. Gene Ontology annotation, biological process: protein ubiquitination. NCBI's taxonomy places the organism in Eukaryota, Viridiplantae, Streptophyta, Magnoliopsida, Zingiberales, Musaceae. The record is from RefSeq and is a predicted model, not a curated record. Gene Ontology annotation, molecular function: ubiquitin protein ligase activity.